Penicillium argentinense is the source of this 1935-nucleotide messenger RNA. RefSeq lists its product as uncharacterized. The record is from RefSeq and is a predicted model, not a curated record. Gene Ontology annotation, cellular component: nucleus. The transcript has 2 exons. NCBI's taxonomy places the organism in Eukaryota, Fungi, Ascomycota, Eurotiomycetes, Eurotiales, Aspergillaceae. The coding region runs from base 1 to 1935 and encodes 644 amino acids. Gene Ontology annotation, molecular function: transcription coregulator activity; RNA polymerase binding.
AUGGGGGAGGUGGUUGACGGUGAGCUCCAGGAAGUUCCAGGCAACUCGCCCUGGCGCGUCCUCUGUCAUCCGCCAAGCUCGGACCACCUCACCACACCAAAGCUUCCAGCCGCGGCUUUGGUUUUGCGCUUCUGCGGUCCAGCAUCGCGCCACAAGAACAGCCUUAGCCAAGGAACUUUGAGCUGGUUUUCCUGUCAAUAUGCUAAGGUCAACAUACACUCCGCCGCCACCGCUGCCCCCAGGGUGGACAGAACACCGAGCGCCUACUGCCCCGACAUAGGCCAUUUGUACUAUUACAAUUCCGCUACGAAACAGUCAACAUAUACGAGACCCCAGGCAUCUGUUCCUGAACCUGCGCCGGCAGCCCCGGCGCCUUCCCAAACACUUCCAUAUUACGCCCCAGAAACUUUACCAGCAUUUUCCUCCACACCGUAUGGCCCCGCGAGCUUUCAACCAGGCGGCGCACAGCAUGAGACCCCACAAAAUACUCACGGUCGAGGAGGUUUUCGCGGAGGGAAGGGACAUGAUCGUGGCCGACGAGAACCUCAUGAUAGACCGAAGUCGAAACAUUCCAUCCCGGAUUGCGCACCCUGGGUGCUUGUGAAAACCAAGCUCGGACGGCGCUUUGUUCAUAAUCUAGAAACCAAUGAGAGUUUCUGGAAAUUCCCCCAGGAGGUUCUGAAAGGUGUGGUCGAGUACGACCGCCUAGAACGGGAGAAGAAAGAGAGAAAAGAGCAAGGAGAGGAGACGGAGGAGCCACAGACUGCGACUGCCCCAGAAAAGACCACGCCAGGGCCUGGGAAGCCCAGUGAGGUGCCUGCACAAAAUUCGACAGCGCCCGAGCCCGUGGAAGCUGCCGAAGACCACGAUGAGUACGAAGAGGUCGAAGUCACAGACAGUGAAGAUGAAGAAGAGGGACAGCCAGUCAAGCGUGCUCGAACCGAGAGCAAGGCCCCCGAAAACGAACCGGUCGAAUUCACGGAAGAGGACAUGGCAUAUCAGCUCGAGGCAAUGGGUGAAGAAUAUGGCCUUGACCCGGAGGAGUACGGUGAACCCGGGGACGACUGGGAUGAGGGCGCCCAGGGCCUUGAACUGACAGAUGCUGAUGCCGAAGCGCUCUUCCGCGACCUCCUUGACGACUACAACAUAAACCCAUUUGCCACAUGGGAGAAUAUCAUCGAAGAAGGUCGGAUCAUCGAGGAUUCCCGAUACACAGCACCCGGGAACAUGAAAAGCCGACGAGAAAUUUUCUCAAGAUGGAGCAGUGAUCGUAUCAAAGACGUUCGAGAACAAAAGGCGAAGCAAGAAAGACAAGAUCCGCGGAUCAAGUAUUUGUCUUUCCUUCAAGAGCGUGCGACCCCCAAACUUUAUUGGCCUGAAUUCAAGCGCAAAUAUCGGAAAGAAACAGAGAUGAAAGAUUCACAGCUGUCCGAUAAAGAGCGAGAGAAAUUUUACCGCGACUAUAUUUCCCGCCUCAAGCUUCCUGAGAGUACUCGGAAGUCGGAUCUUUCUGCUCUUCUCAAAUCCGCGCCUCUUCAUGCUCUCAAUCGCUCGUCAAGUAUUCAGGCUCUUCCGACUUUGAUCAUUACUGAUAUUCGAUAUAUCGGGCUCCCCGCCAAAACACGCGAUCCACUGAUCGAGGCAUUUAUUUCUACUUUACCUCCGCCACCCGAGAAACAAAUGACCGCGGAGGAGCAAGAGGAAUAUGAUCGAAAGCAAAGGGAACGAGAGAAACGUGAAAAGGCUCUGGCGGAAAGAGAAAAACAGGUGGAGGAAGACAAGCGAAGAAAUCGUGGAGAUCUUCUUCGCGGCAAGCAUCUUCUACGAGAAGGUGAGGCUGAAAUAGCUGAGGCUAUGCAGAUUCGCAGAGAUGGACUGCGCAGCUAUAUGGAAGUCGACGAGGCGACUGGAGAACAAGAGGAGCCCAGUCGAUAA